Molecule: messenger RNA, 539 nt
Organism: Mauremys reevesii (Reeves's turtle)
Lineage: Eukaryota; Metazoa; Chordata; Testudines; Geoemydidae
Product: maestro heat-like repeat-containing protein family member 2B
Exons: 4
Coding region: 75-431 (118 amino acids)
Cellular component (GO): cytoplasm
Source: RefSeq, a predicted model, not a curated record
UUUCCAUCCUUGCACUCUCUGCUGAGAGCCACUUGGACCUCACCCUCAACGCACUUCAGGAGUUUGGGGCUGCAAUGAGCAAGGUUACGAUUCCUGGGUUCAUCAGCCGCCUGAAGGACUACCACCAUGGGAGAAGAGGCAAGACUCGCAGCACCCUGAUGCUGGCCUACAGCAGCGUGGCUGUCCAUGCUCCAAAAGACCAGCUUCUCUCCCGAGUAGAGGCAGACAUCACAGGGAACAUCCUUCUCCAUUACAGAGCCAGUGGUCAGGUGCUGGGCAUCACUGUUGCGAACAAGGACAUGAACCUAAAAUUAACCCUCAUCCAGAAUGUCAUGGAGAUUAGCUGUGCCAUCUUGGAGACCAGAGACUCCCAAGAGUUCAAAUUCUCAUACAAACUGGAGCUCCUUGGCUACAUGUUGGUGAGUGAUUAGGAGCUUUGAGGACUGAAGUACAAGAGAGUUUGUUGUAAUGUAAUGAGACUGGUUUUCUGGGGAGAUGAUAUUUUAUCCAUUGGCUGUGACUGUACUACUGCAGUCUCA